CUAGGAACUUCGGGGAGGGGCUUCGGGGAACACAUCUCAUUCUAUAUAAGCGUUACGAACACCGGUCCUCGGUCAGUUGCAUGCUUACUCAAGUGUUACUAGGGUGUUACUAAGAAAAUUUUGAGUGCCCCGGUGGAACCGGACACAACGUGCGCCUUGAAUAGCCCGACCAUGGAAACUACCACUUGCAUUCUGCUACUAGCAGUACUGACAUCUACUGCAGCUGUGACUUCAGCCUAUCCAGUGCCAUAUUCUAGCUUCCUACCUUACACCUACUCCAGUUUUGGAGUACCCCGCACCUUACCCCUAAGGCCCGCAUUCAACUAUGCAUACCAAGCUACUGCACCAUCUUCAGCACCUUUUGCACCACUUUUCUCACCGGCUGACCCUGCCUCUUCAGUAGCCAGGGUGAUAUAUUCCGAAGGUGCAUUGAUGACCCCAUCCAAUGUCAUGCUCCGAGGGUUUGCUUAUCAAACACGAUACACCAAUGGAGGCCACAGUGAAGUCACAUUUGUAACAGGACCAGGAUCCAAGGAAUUGAUGGAGCAACAUUUGGAAUUUUUCCGUAACCUCUUACUGCCAGCUCCUAGAGCUGCAAAUUCAUCAGAAACGGGAAAUACUAGCCUUGAUGCUACAACAACUCCUAACUACGCAAGUGUAUUAAAUUCUGCACCAUUCUCAAACCUGCAGCAAUCCUCUGGAUACACGUUGUUACCAGCCCAUACAUCUCCCUUGUUACAAAAUCCUGUGGACUUACACAACAUGAUAAAUUAUUUUCAAACUCUAGGCAACUCUCCAUUCACAAACCUAGAUGAGGCCAAAGAAAGUGGUGAUGAUAACGCAGAAGCUCAAGAAAGUAUGAUUAAUGUACUUGGAAGAAUUUUGGCACCAGCGGAAAGUUCAAAUGACAUAAGUCAGAGUAAUUCAAGCCCUGAAGAAUCCAACAGUAUUGAUGAUGUUUCUUCAAGCAGUAGCGCCCCUGACACAACACAAGCUUCUACUAGUGAAAGUAAUUCGCCAAACACAGAACAAGUUAGUACCGAUAACUCUGUAGCAAGUAGCAAUGUAAUAUCAAGUCCUCAAUCUCAAGAAUCUGAAACUCCUGCAAGUGAACAAAUACGUUCUUCUACAGAGCAAGCUAGUGCUUCCACAGAACAAGCCAGUGCUUCCACAGAACAAGCCAGUGCUUCCACAGAACAAGCCAGUCCUUCCACAGAACAAGCCAGUGCUUCCACAGAACAAGCCAGUCCUUCCACAGAACAAGCCAGUCCUUCCACAGAACAAGCCAGUCCUUCCACAGAACAAGCCAGCGCUUCCACAGAACAAGCGAGUAGUUCCACAGAUAUUCCAGUAACACCUUCAGAAGCAUCACCAUCAUCAGAAACAGAAAAUGAAACCACUACAGCAGCACAAUCAUCUUCGGAACAAAAUGAAACUACAAACACAGAAGCAACAGCUGCAGAAACCACUACACAAGAUGACGAUACAGACUUGGCAGAGAGUGCAUGAUGCAAUCCUUACUGUUAAAUGUGUGACACAUGGGCACAACACAUUCAAUAUUUACUAGAAAGAAAUUGUAAUACUUAUUUGAACUACACAAUUUUGUAACUCACAAUAAUGUUAUUUAAAAGAAUGAGAAUAUUUUUAAGAGAGAAUGAAGACAAAAGAUGUAUUUCA
This is a messenger RNA of Gryllus bimaculatus (two-spotted cricket), 1677 nucleotides long. The record is from the annotation of a GenBank genome assembly. NCBI's taxonomy places the organism in Eukaryota, Metazoa, Arthropoda, Insecta, Orthoptera, Gryllidae.